Molecule: messenger RNA, 6941 nt
Organism: Passer montanus (Eurasian tree sparrow)
Lineage: Eukaryota; Metazoa; Chordata; Aves; Passeriformes; Passeridae
Product: ATP-sensitive inward rectifier potassium channel 12
Exons: 2
Coding region: 1321-2610 (429 amino acids)
Biological process (GO): potassium ion import across plasma membrane; regulation of monoatomic ion transmembrane transport
Cellular component (GO): plasma membrane
Molecular function (GO): inward rectifier potassium channel activity
Source: RefSeq, a predicted model, not a curated record
CCCCUGCCCCUUAAACCAGCCCCCAGUGAAGCCUUCAGGGACGCUGUCCCACCAUUGAUUUUUCAUGGAAGGUGCCCGGGAAGGUCGGUGAUGGGCUGUGGGGCCACUGCCCCCCAGAGCAGCUGCUGGAGCAGGGAGCUGAGGUGGAUCCAUCGGGAAAGGGCUGUUGCUUCCCGGUUCUGUGCCUGCCGGAGCCUGGCUGGAAAAUCAAGCGGAAGCCAUCAAGGUAGAGGAGAGGAAGCGAGGAAGAAGAAGAAGAAGCAGCAGAAGAAGAAGAAGGGCCGAAGGGCUGGGGCGAAGCAGCCAUUAGGAAAGUGCUGAUGCAGAGGUUCCCUCGUGUCUACGGGCAGAGUUGGAGGAGUUGCUGUUCGCGGACAAAGGCAGCAGGAGGGAGUGGAGCUUUGUAGAAGCCGGAGCCUGUCUCACUGGGUGUCUGUGUUUCAUUCCCUGUCAAAAGCCUGGGAGCUGGGGGGGAAAAAGCAGGGAAGCGGCGAGCUGCAGCGCUCGCUCAGGAUCAGAUAGCAAGGAAACCAAUAGCGGCGAGAAAAAAAAAAAAAAAAAAAAAAAAGAGAAAACCAACCCACAUCAACCAACCAACCCACCCACCCUCCACGCUGAGGCUGGAACAGGCAGGUCCCUGCCAACUCCACAGCACGCAGCAAGCAGGGAAGAAGGGAAGAAGUCCACCCUCCCCGGGCAGGAGCGGAGUUGAGCCCGAAGGAUAUUUGAUGACACUUUGGCAACGAUGGGUCCCCCAGCAUCUUCCACAGCCCAUUUGAGGGUGAAGGCUCCGAAAGCACAGAGGGAGUUUGAAGCUAAAUUCACCUGAGUCUGGAUCUUUUGGUCGCUGGGAUUUAUCUAUUUUUCUUUUUUUCUCCACGGGGAAACCAAACCAAGAAAAAAAACCGUGUUUGCUUCCUUUUUUUUUUUAAUCUCCCUCUUUUUUUUUUUUUCUUUUUUUUUUAUAAUUCUUUUUUUAUUUUCUUUUGGAAGAAGAUUUUUUUUUUCCCCCUGUGGUUGGAAUGGAGGGGUUGGGUCUGUGCCUGAGAAGCAGCAGCCGAACGUCGGUCCUGGGAGAAACCCGAGUGGAUGUGGGGUGCCCUGCCAGCUAACUGUCCAGGAGCUGCAGCCCCACGGCCGGAGGGGCUGGAUGCAGUGAGAGAGCCUCUCACAGGAUCCACGUGGUGACGUGGCAGCCAAGACGUGGAAGUUUGGGACUUCUCUUCCACCACAGGAGAAUUUGGGGGGUGGGCAGGGGUGGGUCAGGGGGACACUGGGAGUCGCAAGACUCUUCACCUUCACUGUGGGCUUGGCUCAGGGAUGACAACGGGCAGAGUCAACCCUUACAGCAUCGUGUCCUCCGAGGAAGACGGGCUGAGGUUGACCACCAUGCCUGGUAUCAACGGCUUUGGCAAUGGGAAAAUCCACACCAGGAGGAAAUGCAGGAACAGGUUUGUAAAGAAGAAUGGUCAGUGCAACGUGGAGUUCACCAACAUGGAUGACAAGCCACAGAGGUACAUUGCAGACAUGUUCACCACGUGCGUUGAUAUCCGCUGGAGGUAUAUGCUCUUGCUCUUUUCCCUGGCAUUUCUGGUGUCCUGGUUAUUGUUUGGGCUGAUUUUCUGGCUAAUUGCACUCAUCCAUGGAGACCUAGAAAACCCGGGUGGAGAUGAUACUUUCAAGCCUUGCGUUCUGCAGGUCAAUGGCUUUGUGGCUGCUUUUCUGUUCUCCAUCGAGACCCAAACAACGAUUGGGUACGGCUUCCGCUGCGUGACCGAGGAGUGUCCGCUCGCCGUCUUCAUGGUGGUGGUUCAGUCCAUCGUGGGCUGCAUAAUCGACUCUUUCAUGAUUGGUGCAAUAAUGGCAAAAAUGGCCAGGCCCAAAAAACGGGCCCAGACAUUACUUUUCAGCCAUAACGCAGUAGUGGCAAUGAGAGAUGGAAAACUCUGCCUGAUGUGGAGGGUUGGGAACCUACGGAAAAGCCACAUAGUAGAAGCCCACGUACGAGCUCAGCUAAUUAAGCCCAGGAUCACAGAGGAAGGGGAGUACAUCCCGCUCGACCAAAUAGACAUUGACGUGGGGUUUGAUAAAGGCUUGGACCGUAUUUUCUUGGUGUCUCCCAUCACCAUUCUCCACGAGAUCAACGAAGACAGCCCCUUGUUCGGGAUCAGCCGCCAGGACUUGGAGACAGAUGACUUUGAGAUCGUCGUCAUCCUGGAGGGCAUGGUAGAGGCCACAGCCAUGACGACGCAAGCUCGGAGCUCCUACCUGGCCAGUGAGAUACUGUGGGGCCACCGCUUCGAGCCUGUCCUGUUUGAGGAGAAAAACCAGUACAAAGUAGACUAUUCCCACUUCCACAAAACCUACGAGGUCCCGUCCACGCCCCGUUGCAGCGCCAAGGACUUGGUGGAGAACAAAUUCCUGCUGCCCAGCACCAACUCCUUCUGCUACGAGAACGAGCUGGCCUUCAUGAGCCGCGAUGAGGAAGAGGAAGAUGAUGACAGUCGGGGUCUGGAGGACCUCAGCCCAGACAACAGGCACGAGUUCGACAGGCUUCAAGCCACAAUAGCGUUGGAUCAGCGGUCGUACAGGAGGGAGUCAGAAAUAUGACGCUUGGUCCUUCCGUUGACUUUUCCAAGGGUAUUUUUUUUCCUCCUCUAAUCUCUUCCCCUACAACCCGCUCAAAUUAUGCAGAACAAUGCAAGUGCCAUAGGAAUGCUUGAGAAAUUAGUAUCGUUCAUAGUUUUCAGUUUCAUCGCAAUAACCACUGAGCGGUCUGCAGAGGGGACGGUGGCAGGCCACGGCGCGUCCCCCGCGCCCAGCGCCCGCGGCAGGGCCCACGGCUCUGGGGGAUGGAUGGACAGAUGGAUGGAUGGACAGCAGGAAGGAUGAGGAGAGGAGGGUCCGUGGGGCGUGGGCAGGAGCUCGCCCCGCACGGCCCCGUGGGGCUUUGCUCUCCCCGCGGGGAAAACGCCAGCGUUUUCCUGGAGCCGAGCACUGCGAGAUCCAAAAAGAGGAAAUAUCAGGAAACAAAUCUUACUCUCUUUCUCUUUUUCUUUUCUUUUCCUUUUAUUUUUUAACUGAGCAGUAACAACAAAACAAUUGCUCCUUCGGCAGGCGGUCUGGUUCAGUUGCACAAGAACAACACUUGAAAUAACAUGCAACAUUAAUGUACUUCUUUUUAAUUUGGGAAAAAACGGGGGAGGGAGGUGAGAGGGUUUUUAAUAUUUUCACCACACCGUUUGGGAGACUGUUUACCAAAUAAUAAUAAUAAUUAUUAUUAUUAUAAUUAUAACAAUAAUAAUAAUAAUAUUAAAUCUGAAAGAAGUCAUUCAGUAUUUUUUAAAAAUGAACAAGGGAAUGAAGAAGACACCAGGUCCUUUGAGGGGAUGACUUGUUAGGUAAAUUCAAGAGCUAAAGGUUAAGACUGUAUCCAAUUUUGGGGUGGUUUUUUACCACUGGCAUGGCUUCAUAUGCAGAAAACAGAUGUAAGUGACUGUAGGUCUGUGGCAGUGAAAGAAAGUAGUGGAAUUAUUGACAAAGGGGGUAAUAACGAUAAGCAGGGCUGUGAGAGAAAAAAAUUGUAAACACGGUAAUUAGCCAAUUUCUGGAAAUGUUGGAUUUCAGGGUGGAAAUGGGGUCUGUAACAUCAGCUGCUGAAGUGUUGGGUCUCCCCAACAUCUCUGAUGGGGAAUUCAUAAGGUUCACUAUAACUGGGACAUUACAGUGAAAAGCACAAAAAUGAGAGUGGAGAGCUCUCAGAAUUGGGUAUUUCCCCACUUUUCUGACCAAUUUGGUAUUUUUGUUCCUUGAAGAAUAUUUUCAAACAUGGAAAUCAAUGGGAAAGUCAUCUUGUUGGGCUGCACUUCUAGUCCUGGAGUUGUGUCCGUGCCAGGCUGGGCUUUAUGAAUUCCCAACCCACCAGAGAGUCCUGCUUCAGAGGCAGAUGUUCUCCCCAAAACAACAGAUGCCAGUUGAGAAAAUCACCCCAUCCUGCGCUUCAGCCCAUCCCUGUGUCCCAGCCUCAAGGUGGAUUGUGCCUUAGAGAUGCAAACUCAUCCCGUGUCCCAGCCCUUCUCCACAGCCCCAUCCUGCAUCCCCCCUCUUGCUCUCAGCACCCACAUCUCAUCAUCCACCGCCUUUCAGGCUGGCCUUGGUUUAAACCUGGUUUAGCUUUGGCUCCGGCACAAGGCAAAGCACCCCAUGCUUGGGAAGCCUCUGCUCCUGCCCUGCUCCCCACAGAGGGAAGGAGUCAGGCAGGUGCAGGUUUGUGGGUCCCUUCAUCUGGCCGUGCUGCUCGUUGGUGCUCUGGGAGCCAAAUUCUGGCUCCCUGCUCCCUGUGGCCAUGGGAAAGGCUCUGUACCCAUGGGCAUCCCUCAUCUGACCCUGGGCAUGGAGCCCUUGGGGAGAGGGCUCAAGAGCGGGGUCCUGCACAGCAUUCUGGCUGUGAUGGGCUCCCGGUGCUUUUCCCCCCACAGCCCACACCAGGGAAGCCGUGUCUUGGGGUCAGGACUUGCUGUGGCGUGUCCAAACAUGGGUGGCAGAAGCAGGAUUUGUCCUGUGUCCCCAUCCCCAUCUUCUCUUUGCCAAGGGCUCUGGGGAAGGGCUGCCCCGAGUGUCCCACUGCCCUGUGCCACCGAGCACCGUGUUGGGGACAGGGACAUCAUCCCUGCAGAGCUUCUUCCCACCAGUGUCUGUCACCAUCACCCCACACUGCCCACCAAGGGGCUGCUCUGUUUUUUGGCUUCCUCUAAAAACCACUGGGGGAAAACUCUCUCCAGGGGCAGCACUGGGAGGCAGCUUUCUCAGCACUGAGUGCCCCAAAUGCGUUGUCCCCAAAAGCGGGGACACGUAGGGACGUGCCAUUGAGCUCCAGCCAUGACAUUUAUGUUUGUAAGGCAGUGAAGGUGGAUGCCAUCCCAUCACCAAUCCCUUUGUUCCUGGGGGGAUGCUUUUACCCCCUGCUUUUUGCACCACAGCAUCUGGGGGGGUGGGAAGGAUGGAUGGGGGGCGGGCAGAGAGAUUUUGUGUGAGCACUACUUAUUUAUUUUUUUAAAACAAAUGCUUUUAAGUGGUUUUAGGUUCUUUUGAAUAAAUAAUUAUUAAAAAAAUAAAAGGUGCACAUCUUGCUGCUGUAGAGUUCUCAGAGGGUUAACUUCUUUAUAAAUAUAUAUAUAUAUCACAGUAAAUAUUUGUAUAAAAACGAAAGAGAAAUAGAGAUGUCUUUAAGUAAAUUAUUGCUUUUAAAGAAACUUCUAUGAUUGUACAGUGUUACCUGGGAGAAUAGAAUAAUAUAUACAGAUGUAUUUUUAAACUGCUGUGUAGGAGGAUGUGAACUGGGACAGGGAGCGCCUGUGGCUGGCACAGUGAGGGGAUUUCAGACCUUCCCUGGCCCCUGUUCACACACCCCCUGCCCCAAGCCCUGCUAGUGAGGGUCUAGCUCUGGUGAGAUGUCCUAUAUCUACUGUACAGUCCUUGUCCUGCCCAUGGACCACGCCGGUACAUAGUGUAUAAAUAUUAUUUUUGCCUACCUGUGAGAGCUCAGAGCUACUGGUCUUUUUUUCCUGCCACCAGGGAGCAUGGGGAAGGCUGCCCAGCCAUAGCUUAAAUCCCAUCAGUUGUCAAAGAAAGGGGUAAAAAAAGAAAAAAAGAAACAAAAAAAAGUGGGGAAAGCCCAAGUUCAGCACUUGGGUUUCCUUAGGGGGCUGGGAAGGCACAGGGAUGCUUUGGGGGUGUGGGUUUCGUGGAGUGGAAUCCCUGUGGGAAGGGGCUUGGAGACGAGCAAGGUAAAAUGUUCUCCCCACAAAAAACAGCCACCAGCCAUUUCCUCCAGCAAGCCAGCUCCAUCCCUGGAGUUACACUUGACCCUUGGAGGAUGGCAGGAGUCCCAAGAAGGAGAGAGCCCCUCAUCCUCUUGGCAGCACCCACAGGGAUUGCCCUGGGCAGGGGCUCACGCAGCAGGGGGUUGGGGUCUGCCCCUGCUGCUGCUCCGCUUUGGCCUCACCCUAAACAACUCCCCAGGGAGGGCAGAAAGCAUCCCCAGGCCCCAAAUCCACCUCUGGGAAGAGCAUCCUGUGCCCUGGGGGGUCUCCGGGACGAGCCUUAGCUUCUCAUCACCGAAUUUAGUGCACUUUGUCUUCUAGGGCUGGGACAAUCACUUAGCGCUCAACCUUCCGCGAUUCGGUGCCUGCUUGACCUUCAAACCUUUUGUAGGAGAUGAUUUCAGAGCCACCUUUUCUAUCUUUAAUAAGGCAGAACAAAUACGUUUAUUUUUAAACCCUCCUGCUCUUCCCUCUCCUCUCGUGCUGACAACCAAAAGAGUCCCCUCUGUGUGUGUGUGUGUGUCCCCUCCCAUUUCUUGCACACAGAAACGAGCUGUGUCCAGCACUCCGGCCACAUCCUGCUCUCCCACCCCCCAAUUCAGGAAUGCUGCCACGGGGGGGUUGGCUCAGGGCAGGAUCCAGAUGCAUCAGGAGCAGGGACAGGACGUGGGACAGCGCCCAACCCCAUGCCACCCAUCCCCUCGGCCGCCAGCUGUGCACAUCUGUCCUGCUGCCCGCUCCCGGGGCACCUUGUCCCCUCCAUGUCCCCCCAAACACACCCCAGUGCUCCCCCAGGCCUGGCCCCACCUGGGUUUGGGGACGGAGAUCUGGCACCAGUUCACAGAGUUGGCAACUGGGAGCACUGGUUUGCCAGGGAUGGAAUGCUGAGUCUGUUCGCUGGGGCAGUGGUGGUAGAGAAGCUGAGGGAUGCAAUGAAGUAUCUGUACCUUUUCCACCUCUGGUGUUUCUCUGUCUCAUUGCACAUAUAUUUGAGAUAUAUGUGACAAUGUAUAUAUAUAUUUGUAAAAUGUAUUUCAGAUGACAAAACUGGCCAAUUUUAUGUUAUUUUAAAUAUAUUAUAUAUAUUAUAUAUAAGAGUCUCCAAAAGAUAUAAAUAGA